Porites evermanni is the source of this 6831-nucleotide messenger RNA. The record is from the annotation of a GenBank genome assembly. Lineage: Eukaryota; Metazoa; Cnidaria; Anthozoa; Scleractinia; Poritidae.
AUGAGUAUCUUUUUUCUUUUAUCUCAUAACAGUAAUUUUCAAAAGUUGUGUGAAGAUGACACACCUAUGGUGCGAAGAGCAGCUUCUGGAAAACUUGGAGUAAGUAUCUCAGUGAUGCAGAAUGAACAAGCGAUUCAUCUUUCACUUAUGACAGCCUACAUGUACUCUCAUUCAUGUAUGAUCUUUUACCACGGAUAUUAGAAGUUGUUUAGCAGUUUUAAAACCAUUUUUGAGCAAGCAUAUAAUGUUCAAACAAUGUUCGUGUAUCUCUAUUCAAAUCAUUGUAAUGGAAUAGAUUUUGACACAAGUAUGCUGUCUAUUUCAGAUGCUUGUGGGUAGGCUGAUUUUGAUACAAUUAUAAAAUUAUUACUUUUAUGCUUGGUAUCAAGUCUUUAGGGAAUAACACAGUAAUAUUGAGACUGACAGGGCUUGACUUGUGUGCAACAUUGAGUUUCACGUGAGCUUGCCAGAUGCAUGUUCGACGUAUUUCUAGUACAGGGUGCAAAGAAGUCAGUUUUUCACUACUUUACAAGCUGCCCCAACCCCUCCAAAAAAAAUUAAUAAAGAAAAAUAAAAAUAAUGAGCAGGAUUUAUUACAGUUCUUCUGUAAUUUGAAUUCCCCAAGUUGCCCGUCAGGCAAAAGCAAAAUCCACGAGUCCUGAGUUAUUAGACACCACUUUCUUUGCGUGCUGUAGUAUAAAAAUUGUUGAAAUAGGCCUAUUGGGUGUUAAUGAUAGGAAAGGAAGAUUAGAUUUGCCCCAGUGUGCAUUGUUUCUCCUUGAGAUUGUUGUUUAAUGCAGAACCAUAACAAAAAAAGUAAAGAGAAGUUUUCUUUCCGUCACCUUCCCCCUUCACUUUUUUUGCUGUCCCUCCUAUUUUCACAACAAACUUAUUAUCUACCUUGCUUGCCCUGAGCUUUUCAUGCUUGUUAGUUUAAGGUCUGUUGCUAACACCCUAACACUUUUAUGUGUGCUCAAUCAACGUUAAGAAUAUUAUUAUUUGGGUGGAUUCUGAUGUUCACUUCCAUGUUGAUUACAGUGUAGAUAGGAAUUUGUGUAUGUAGCAACAUGCCUUUGUUUUAUGUUUCAUUUAUUGCCAUCUUAGGAAUUUGCAAAAUGCAUGGAGCUAGAGUUUGUCAAAUCAGACCUUGUUAAGCUGUUCAACAACCUUGCUAGUGAUGAACAGGACUCAGUGCGACUGCUUGCUGUAGAAGGCUGUUCAAGUAUUGCAUCAAUUCUGCCAGAUGAGGAUAAGCUAACUCUUCUUAUGCCUACUGUUAGGGCUGCAGCACAGGUACAUAAACCACACCAUUCAACCCUUGUUUUGUGACAAAGUGGCAUAGAAAUGAAAGCCCUAUGUAUCCAUCAUGUUCUAUGUUCCAUUCAUGUACUCAUCUUUUCAUUUCACCAAUGCUUUGCCAUAAAUUUUGUGCAAGGAAUCUGAUAAAAUAAAUACUCCAUCUUGUUUUUGUUAAAAUGUAACUUGGCUUGUACAUGUACAUUCUGGAUGUCAUUUGCCCAGAUAGUGUUUCCAUUAAGUUUCAUGCUUGUUCUUCUAGGACAAGUCUUGGAGGGUGCGAUACAUGGUAGCUGACAAAUUCACAGAGGUAACUUUACACAAUCUGUUUCCAUUUUUUAGUGCAUUUCAGUUAUGUUUUGGUGGUUUUGUUAUUUUCAUUCAAGUUGCAUACUUAUGUUAUUUGUUGUGAUUAGCUGCAAAAUGCUGUAGGAUCAGAGAUCACAAAGAAUGAUUUAGUGCCAGCAUUUCAAGGUUUACUUAAGGACUGUGAGGCGGAAGUUAGAGCUGCUGCAGCUGGGAAAGUUAAAGGUAAUGCAUUCAGGGUGGUCUAUAAUAAUUAUUCAUGUAGGAGCUCUAUAAAUAAUACAAGCAGUUGAGAAUGCAUGUCACUAUUACAACAACAUUUAUUCGAAGUGACUUCAUACAUGUAGCAGCUAUUUCACCUAGCAACUGUAUAGUUAUUAGAGUGACUUGCUUGUGACGCUGAGAGAAAGAUAGGGUGAAUUAAGCUGGUGUUGAGUUAGAGACUGUCAUUUAAUAAUAUGCAUUGCGUCAAUUAGAUUAAGUGUUAAGUUGCAAUUCAGCUAUUGUUUUUUGACAAUGUCGAGAAGCACUNACUGUGAGGCGGAAGUUAGAGCUGCUGCAGCUGGGAAAGUUAAAGGUAAUGCAUUCAGGGUGGUCUAUAAUAAUUAUUCAUGUAGGAGCUCUAUAAAUAAUACAAGCAGUUGAGAAUGCAUGUCACUAUUACAACAACAUUUAUUCGAAGUGACUUCAUACAUGUAGCAGCUAUUUCACCUAGCAACUGUAUAGUUAUUAGAGUGACUUGCUUGUGACGCUGAGAGAAAGAUAGGGUGAAUUAAGCUGGUGUUGAGUUAGAGACUGUCAUUUAAUAAUAUGCAUUGCGUCAAUUAGAUUAAGUGUUAAGUUGCAAUUCAGCUAUUGUUUUUUGACAAUGUCGAGAAGCACUACCUCGAUCAUCUUCAAGCUAUUUUGUUUUUUUUUAGAUUUUGCCGAUAAAGUUCCUGAGGAUGUUCGUGAGCAGGUGUUGAUGACUAAUUUACUUCCAUGUGUCAAGGUAUGUUGUUAACACUGAGAAGCUAAGGCUCUUUUACUAGAUAUUGAAUUUGCUCUAUGGUCAAGAAAAUUUACCAUAGUUUUAAUCUAAGCAGAAAAAAGUGAUAAAAUGAAAAACAACACAGAUCGAGUGACCCGUAUUUACUGCAGAAAUUAGUGAUACAUGUACACAUAUCUUUUUGCUUAACACAGCAGUUGUAAUGAUGAUUAAGGCAGCAACUUGGGGAAAAAUAAUUGACUGCAAUUUGUCUUUUAUCCAUUGUUCAUUGUAGGACUUGGUAAUGGAUCCUAAUCAGCAUGUCAAAUCUGCUUUAGCUUCUGUGAUAAUGGGACUCUCACCAAUGUUAGGAAACGAUAAGUAAGUCUGAAGCAAUGCAUUAUUAAUUAAAAAGAGGUUCAAAAGGUAAUUUUAUAAUUAUUAUUACUUUGAAACUUCUGGAUGUUGUCACCUCUUUCGUCAACCUUAACACAGCAAAAAGAUUUCUUUGGGAAAUUUUAAAGUUUCUUUGAACCUACCAGACAGAAUGUUUUUAAACUUUGUGAGUAGUCAAAAUAAGCGUUAGCAGUUGAUUGCAAUUUGUGAUAAAAAUGCGGGACAUCUAACUCAGUUUUGAAUUAAAAGAACUAAAUGCUAAAAUUAAACUGUGUUUUAACAGGGUACUGAGGAAAGCUCUCGGGUUUGGCAACUAUUUGAUGCCAAGUUCCAUUAUUGUAGCAGAAGAAAUGCAUCACACUGUUGAUCUGUUAAUUGCAAAGUGCUAAAAAAUGCUAUCAGCCAUUGAGAGCCACUUUAAUUCUGAUAGUCAAACUUACUUGUAUUUUCAGUAACUUGAUGCUCGGUUAACGUUUUUUAUUUGGUUACUUCAUUUUUAGCACUAUUGAACACCUUCUUCCCCUUUUCCUUACAAUGUUGAAAGAUGAGGUAAAGUAUGAUGUUUUUGUAGUGUGCUAUAAUUAUUGCUAGAAAGAUUUUUACAAUUCUCAAAGUUGACAGGUUUUAUAAGUAAUGCUAUUUCUUUUGAGGAAGUUAUGUGAGGGUCGGCCGGUGCUUUGCUUUUCUUGCAGAUUCCUGAAGUAAGACUCAAUAUAAUAUCCAACUUGGACUGUGUCAAUCAAGGUACUACAGUGCUGCUUUAAAACAUAACCGGCAGUGGUAAUAUGAAACCUGUUGUUGGUGGUCACUGACAUUACCUUAAUUUCAUCUAAAAUUUUAGAGUACCUAUAAUAGCUAAUGUUUGAGAAAAAAAAAAGUUUGGAUCGUUGAGGAAUGUGGGAAGGCCAAUAGAGUGCUUAACGGUGAAGACAGUGUUGGCUGUUGUUGCCAAGUGACCAUUAAGUACCAGUUAGUUUAAUACAGGUUUGACCAUAAAUUAUGAGUUUUAGGACAGCUACUUAGGCUACAUGGUGAAAAUGUCAUGAGCGUCGUGAUAGACACUGAAUUAUUCCCAGCUAAGCAACAGUACUUAAGAGUGAUAGGCAAUGCCAGUUUUCAGACGGCUUUCGAUGCACAGUGUUGAUUUGGUUGUUUCUCCCAGAAACAAGUUGUUAUGAAUUUUGAGGUGAAAUCGGUGGGACUUCAAAUUAUUCCUGUUCACUAUCCCUCCCCCCUUCCCCCCCCCCAAAAAAAAGACACUCGCUGUGUGACUCCCAGUCAAGUUUCUCCUCUUUUAGUUACUGUGUCUCCAGUGUUAGUUGAAAGUUUUUAGCUGUUUUUUCGUUUAGCUCAUGAAUCAUUUGUUAGUGGUAUGUUGCUGAGUUACAUGUAGUGCUUAAACCAUUCUUACAAUAAAUUACUUGUCAAUGAUAAUUAUUUGAUUCCUUUUUAGUUAUUGGCGUUAAUCAGCUGUCACAGUCUUUACUACCUGCCAUCUUUGAGCUUGCAGGAGACACCAAAUGGCGUGUACGACUGGCAAUUAUAGAGUACAUGCCAUUACUAGCCAGUCAGUUGGUAAGUACCACAACAAUUACUAUCUGGACUGGUGACCAACAAACAUCAAAGUUGUAAUUCCUUCUCUGCCAGAGUCAAUAACCUUAUUAAGAUGGGAGAUGUAGUUCUACCUUUUGAGUAUAUUGAGGUCUGAAAAUGGGACCAUGUAAAAUGUUGCCAAUACUUUUAGUCGACUGACAGAAGAAACGACUCAGUAGCUGUACUAGUCCCUCUCCUCACUAAUUUUAUCACAUGUAGCUGAUGCAUAACAUUACUGUCUCAUGCAUUCUAUCAGGGUGUAGAAUUCUUUGAUGAGAAGCUUAACAGCCUGUGUAUGACUUGGCUUGUAGAUCACGGUGAGUCUGAUUUUUGCCUCAACCCUUUCCUUCCCUUUUCUUGAUAUUUUUUGAAUAGAUACCUGCAGACACUAAACCUGUUGCUAAGUAUCAUGUUUCAUUUUCAAGAUUUGCUGAUGAAUCUGUUCUGUCUUUGUAGUGUAUGCUAUCCGAGAAGCAGCAGCAAAAAACCUUAAAAAGUUAGUAGAAAAGUUUGGAACCGAGUGGGCCCAGGUGAGGAAAUAAUGGUCAAUUUGAUCUUGACUUGAUUCGUGUUUUUCUUUUGUCCCCCAAAACUGGGAGAUGGUACAAAUACACCGCUACUCAACUGAUUACGGCCGACCGUCUUUUGUUUAAGGAGAAGGGGUUAGUUUCUAAAGAAACUCUGGAGUUGUGUCGGUGAGAAGGGAGGGAAAUGAAGCGCAGCUAGCCCUCUUAACGAAUUAACGAAUCCAAAGGGUAAUAAAGGGCAGGAGAGGGCUGUUCUUGGGCUGUUGGGCUGUUGUUUUCUGUUGCUGUGACGAGAGUUGACGUCUCCCUUCCUGGAGGUGUCGCUAUGUUUGUUGCUGGUUCUUGCUUUUGCUGCGAAAUGUUUUUCUCCACCCAACACUCCUGUUUCCCUCCAGUAAUUCUAAACAUUGAAUUUCAUCUGAAGAAGAGCAACUUUGUUGUUAUUUUUAUAUCAAUCAGAUGAGGAGAGUGAUCUCUACCUUUUGAUCUUCUUAACAUAUAAUAACCGUUAUUUUUUUUCUUUUUUAGAGCAAAAUUAUUUCAAAAGUGUUGUCCAUGGCUACAAACCCAAAUUAUCUCCACAGGCUUACCACUCUAUACUCAAUUAACGUAAGUCGUCCCAGCUCCUUCUACUUUUGAACACCGUGUUCUGAAUGUAGAUAGGUUCGUUUGCUUUCGUGGUUUUAUAGUGUGACCUCAAACACCCAAACAUGCUACCGUGGUAGAGUCAGGUGUUUUUUUCAUAAGUCAUUUCACCCUAAAAACCUGAUCACCUAAAAUCUGUGUUUCCUUUAAUAUCCACUUCGGUUGGCAUUGCCUCGAAAAUUUAUGAUGUUUUUAGAUAAAGUUAGCUUACUUUAUAAGAAGUGAAUAGCGCAACAUUUCAGUAAAUGGUUCUAUACUUUGUUUUGUCAUUUUUUCUUGUAUAGUUUUUUCUUAUGUGUUGUUCACAAUAUUAUGGCAGGUGCACCAUGGUUAACCGCUGUUGUAACACUACACAGCAUGUUACUAAUAUUACACAAAAUGAUUUUGAAUCGAAUCUCCCAGUAAAACCUAGCGAUGUUUUUUUUCAGUAGAAGCCAAGAUCAGAGUGUUUUAUUUUUUUUUACAUAUUGCAGGUAUUAGCAGAAGUCAUGGAUCCUAAGAGUGUAGUAGACGUCAUGUUGCCGGUUGUUAUCAGUUUAGCUGGUGAUUCUGUGGCAAAUGUUCGCUUUAAUGUCGCCAAAACACUACAAAAAAUCGCCCCGGUUCUGGAUGAAAAGUAAGAACUCUCCCUUUUCUUUCACUAGAAACACGCUGUUAGAAUGUAAAAUACGCUCAUUUUUUUCCACAGUACCAUCAAAACCCAGAUAAAACCAGUGCUUGAUAAACUAAAUGGCGACAAUGAUGUGGAUGUGAAAUAUUUUGCACAGGAGGCCUUAACAGGUAUGUAUAUGAUGUGACAUUGUUAGUGUCCCAUAUGUCUAAAAUUUACGUCAGAUUGUUGAUGUUUUGAUGCCACGUUGAUUUAACUUCCUCAUAAUUAUCUUACGUAGGUACGGAAGGUAAAAAGACAAACGACUCAAUACUGAACAACCCUAAUUUACUAACAGGCGAUUGCCUUGUGUUUUGGCCUUGAAAGUUGUGCAUUGCCGCCAUAUGCCGGCCACCUUCAUUUAAUAAUUUAUCUCACUUGAUAUUUUGUUUGUUUCCAUUAGUUUUCUAGCUUGUUUGGUAAUCGCUGUGGAUCAAGUUCUUUCGUACUAA